Messenger RNA from Acanthosepion pharaonis, 1506 nucleotides. The record is from the annotation of a GenBank genome assembly. NCBI's taxonomy places the organism in Eukaryota, Metazoa, Mollusca, Cephalopoda, Sepiida, Sepiidae.
AUGAACAUUAUUUUCUCAUCAUUAUUGUUGUAUUUAUCUAUCAAAUUUUCAUUACCCUACUCUAUCUAUCUAUCUAUCUAUCUAUCUAUCUAUCUAUCUAUCUAUCUAUAUAUAUAUAUAUAUAUAUAUAUAUUAUUAGAAAGUUAUUACCAUCUCUUUCUCUUUAGUCUCUUUCUUUUUACCCUCUUUCUCUUUACCCUCUUUCUCUUUACCCUUUUUCUUUUUACCCUCUUUCUCUUUAGUCUCUUUUUCUCUACCCUCUUUCUCUUUACCCUCUUUCUCUUUAGUCUCUUUCUCUCUACCCUCUUUCUCUUUACCCUCUUUCCACUUCUUUUUGUUCUUGUUUGUCUCCUUUCCUACUUGUCUCUGUUUCUUUCUGAAUUCCCUUACGUAAUCUUUUGUUUAAAUCUUUUUAUCUUCAUUUCUGUUUCUUUUCUCAUUUCUUAUCUUUCUGUCAAUUUUUAUAUGUCUAUCCACUUUCUUUUUCUUUCUAUUUCAUUCUUUCUUUCCAUUUCUCUCUACCCUCUCUUCUAUGUACUUAAUAGUGUCAUUUACAUCCAUUUCAAGAACUUCAAUAAUCUAUCUAUCUAUCAUAUAUAUAUAUAUAUAUAUAUAUAUAUAUAUAUAUAUAUAUAUAUAUGUCCUUCUUUAAUAAUCUUUCCUUUUCUUUAUUUUGCUUCCAUCUGUUUUCUUUACUGGAUUUCUCUCUGUCCUGUAUUUUUUGUUCUAUCUAUCUAUCUAUCUAUCUAUCUAUCUAUCUAUCUAUCUAUCUAUCUAUCUAUCUAUCUAUCUAUCUAUUCCAUUCUGUUCAUUUCUAUCUAUCUAUUCAUCUAUCUAUCUAUCUAUCUAUCUAUCUAUCUAUCUAUCUAUCUAUUCUGUUCAUUUCUAUCUAUCUAUCUAUCUAUCUAUCUAUCUAUCUAUCUAUCUAUCUAUCUAUCUAUCACUAUGUUUAUAUAUUCUUCAAUAAUUUUCCCUUUCUUUCUUUCUUUCUUUCUUUCUUUCUUUCUUUCUUUCUUUCUUUUUUUUUUGGUUCCAACUGUUUUCUUUCAUGAGUCUAUUUUUUUUAACUGCCUAUUUACCUCUUCCACUACUUUCAUAUUUUCUACUCUAUCUACAUUCUCUCUCUCUCUCUCUCUCUCUCUCACACACCAUUCUCUUUCACAUUCUUUUGCUUUCCUUUCUUUCUCAAUUUUUCAAUCUGCCUUCUCCUUCAUAUCUGCUAUUCUCUCCAUUUCAUUUUGCUCACCUCUGGAUAUGAUCUGUUUUAUAAUCUCUCUCUUUAUUUCUCUUUCUUCUACAUGUUCAAACAUUCUUCUUCUUUCUCUUUUCAUUCUCUUUCAUGUUACUGUAUAUUUCUUUGACUUCUUUUUUUUUUCUUUUGCUUUCUCUUUUUGGUUUAUUGUAUCUUUCUUACCUUUUCUCCAUUCUUUCUUAUCUUUUACCCUCAGUCUUCACACCAGCUUAAAUGAACCUUCACUUAUUUCUAACUCAACAACACAUGACUGA